CAGGACUUGAACAAGUAGAAGUUUUGCAUUAGAGAACCCUGAAUGCAAGAGAAAACAAAGUAUUGUCCAUCCGUAAUGGAUCUUCAUUGUGGAAGCUUUCUGGCUUUCGAUGAUGACAAAGAAGACUAACUAUGAUUAAGGCCAGAGCCAAAUGAGACUUUUAUCCCUCGGAAAACAUGAGAUAGUACGUGCACCAGCUUUUAUUGAACUUGAGAUUGAUAGUUGGACGCUGGAAGACAGUUGGAAGGCAUCAUGAAUUACUAUGUCGGGGUUGAUGUGGGGACUGGUAGCACCCGGGCUGCACUUUUUGACGGCGAUGGGAAAUUAAUCAAGAUCUCCAACAGUCCCAUUGAGAUAUUUAACUCUGUUCCGGAUUUUUAUGAACAGUCCUCGGAGGAUAUCUGGGAUUCUGUCAAGAAAGUUGUCAAGAAUGUUGUUAAUGGAACGCCCAAGGAAUCUAUCAAGGGUAUUGGGUUCGAUGCGACUUGCUCUCUGGUGCUUCUGGAUGGAGCUGGAAGGCCUGUGACAGCGAGUUUAAAUGAAAUUCCUUCUUCAGGGGAUGACAGACGCAACGUCAUCCUGUGGCUGGACCACAGGGCGGAGGCAGAGGCCAAUUUUAUCAACAUGAUGGGCAACGAAGUCCUAAACUACGUCGGGGGGAAGAUCUCCCUCGAAAUGGAAAUUCCGAAAAUCUUGUGGCUGAAGAAAAAUCUUCCCGACACUUGGAAUCGAGUGAAGCUGAUGUUCGAUCUUCCAGAUUUCCUCACGUGGAAAUCCACUGGUUCAGAGUCUAGGUCUCUCUGCUCUCUCGUAUGCAAAUGGACUUACGGAGCCAAUCCUGACGGUAAAAACGGAUGGAAUGAGGAGUUUUUCAAUGAAAUUGGACUCUCAGUAUUAAAGGAAAAUAAUUGGCAGAGAAUUGGGAAUGAGGUGAAAGCUCCUGGGGAAGCUGUGGGAAAAGGCUUAUCCCGAACAGCUGCGUUCGAAUUGGGAUUGGCAGAGGGAACCCCUGUUGGUACAUCAAUUAUCGACGCCCAUGCUGGGGGUCUGGGGAUGAUUGGCUGCUCUGCUCCCGAUAUAUCCAAUAAUUUCACCAGUAGAUUAGGACUCAUUUGUGGUACAUCCACGUGCCACAUGGCAGUGAGUGACAAACCUACGUUUGUGGAGGGCAUCUGGGGCCCUUAUUACAGCGCAAUGGUUCCCUCUCUGUGGCUCAAUGAAGGGGGACAAAGUGCCACUGGAAAAUUAAUAGAUCACGUUAUCGAGAUUCAUCCGGCCGCUAGUUCCAUUCGAAAAAAAAUCUAUGGAAAGAUGCACAUCCAGCAGUAUUUAUCGAAUUUAUUACAAACAAUGGCCGAACAACGAAAUUUCCCUGAUGUUUCUUAUCUCACCAAGGACUUGCACGUGUGGCCGGAUUUUCACGGAAACCGCUCACCCCUGGCUGAUCCCAGCCUCCAGGGCAUGAUCUCAGGACUCUCGCUAUCGUCUGACGAGGAAAAUCUCGCGAUGAUGUAUCUUGCCACCAUUCAAGCCCUUACUUAUGGGACUAAACACAUCCUGGAAUCCCUGUCAAACUCAGGGUACUCCAUUGAAACGAUCCUGAUAUGCGGUGGUUUGAGUCAGAAUCCCCUGUUCGUUCAAAUUCACGCAGACGUUCUCAAUCUUCCAGUUUUAAUUCCUUCCGAGAGGGAGUCGGUUCUCCUGGGUUCAGCAAUACUGGGAUCUUGUGCUGCAGGUGCCUAUCCCUCGGUCAACAAAGCCAUAACAGCAAUGGCAGGUAGUGGAAGUCUCGUGAAACCCAGACCUGUUUCUUAUCAAUAUCACGUGAAGAAGUACAAGGUCUUCAAGAAACUUUUGAAUGACCAGAGGGAGUAUAAGAAGAUGAUGAACGAGGCAAUCUGAUCGAUGUAUUCCGUCCAAAAAGAAUGACAAGUUAAUUUUCUCGCGUUUCAAUAAUGAGAUUUAUUUUUCGAAACAUUUUCUACAUUUUGAAAGCAGUAAAAUACACUAUAAUAUUUCAUAUCCAUUCAGUAACAAAAGGAAAUACAAUAAUACUAUACUUGUGCGAUUUAACGUAACUUCUGUGCAAAUAAUUGAAACAAAUGUCGAAUUAAUGAGGGAAAAUACUAAUUGCAAAUAUAAUUGAUUCCAUUAAUA
Molecule: messenger RNA, 2157 nt
Organism: Diachasmimorpha longicaudata
Lineage: Eukaryota; Metazoa; Arthropoda; Insecta; Hymenoptera; Braconidae
Product: FGGY carbohydrate kinase domain-containing protein
Exons: 10
Coding region: 253-1902 (549 amino acids)
Biological process (GO): pentose metabolic process; carbohydrate phosphorylation
Cellular component (GO): cytoplasm
Molecular function (GO): D-ribulokinase activity
Source: RefSeq, a predicted model, not a curated record